AUGGCGUCUGCAGGAGGACCCGGAAAGCUGUCUCGCGAGGAGUACCGCCGACAGAAAGACCUCGAUGCGGCGCGUAAAGCCGGUACAGCGCCCUACGCGCUCGACGAAGAGGGCAAAGCCAUUAACCCUCAUAUUCCCCAAUACAUCUCCCAAGUCCCCUGGUACGCCGACACGGGGAAACCCACCCUCUCCCACCAACGUAAACCCGUCGAAGAAAAAGACCCCAACGCAAUAAACGACUGGUACGACCGUGGCGCAAAAGGCUCGACCGCAAAGAAAUACCGUAAAGGCGCAUGCGAGAACUGCGGCGCUCUAACGCACAAGCGUAAAGACUGCUUGGAGCGACCGAGGAAGAAGGGAGCGAAGUUCACGAACAAAGACAUCGCGCCAGACGAGAUUGUGCGGGAUAUUGAGCUGGGGUAUGAUGCGAAGAGGGAUAGGUGGAAUGGGUAUGAUCCGGGGGAGCAUAAGAAGGUGUACGAGGAGUAUGAGGCGAUCGAGGCUGAGCGGCAACGGCAACGCGAGGAAGAAAUCGACAAUCAGACUACGACGGACCUCGCGGCUGUGAGGAAGGUGGCGAAGGCUGGGAAAGCGAAGGAGGAGGAUCCGGACUUUGGCUCGAGCGAGGACGAGGAUGCGGACGAGGACAAGUACGCGGACUCGGCGGACGCUGUGGGACAGAAGAUGGACACCAAGACUCGUAUCACCGUCCGAAAUCUACGCAUCCGAGAGGACACGGCGAAAUACCUCAUAAAUCUCGACCCCGAGAGCGCGUACUAUGACCCCAAGACGCGUUCCAUGCGCGAGAAUCCGCUCAACAACGUCCCGCCAGAAGAGGCCCGGUUCGCCGGAGACAACUUCUUGCGUUAUUCCGGAGAGGCGCCGGAGGUGGCCGCGAUGCAGAUCUACGCGUGGCAGGCCGAACAGCGCGGACAUGAUGUACACCUCAACGCCAACCCGACACAGGGCCAGCUAUUGCAUAAACAGCACAAGUCGGCGAAGGAGGAGAUGCGCGAGGUCAACAAGGGGAGUAUAUUGGCGAAGUACGGUGGCGCGGAGUAUCUGGAGGGUGUGCCGAAAGAGCUAUUGGAGGGGCAGACGGAGGAGUAUGUCGAGUAUGACAGGACAGGGAAGGUCGUGAAGGGACGGGAACGGGUGAAGGUCAGGUCGAAGUACGCCGAGGAUGUAUACAUGAACAACCACACCGCCGUGUGGGGAUCAUGGUAUGAUCGUGACACUGGUGUAUGGGGAUACGCAUGCUGUCACUCGUCCAUCCACGCAUCGUACUGUACCGGUGCAGCCGGUAUCGAAGCAGCGAAGGAGUCCAGUGCACAAGCGCUGCUCUCCAAAGCUAUGCCUCCGCCGCCUGUGCCCGAUUAUACGGAAAGCGACCGUAAAGGCAAGGGUCGCGCCAUGGACACCGACUCCGAGUCAUUAGUAGAUGGGCUCGCUGAUGAAAGGAAGAGGAAGGCCAGAGGAGAAGAUGGUGACAGGUUUGCGAAGAAGAGCAAGGGAGACGAUACGAGGGACGCCGCGAAGCUUGGUGUAUCUGAGUCUGAGCUUGAGUCCUACCGCAUGAAGAGGCCUAUGAUGGAGGAUCCCAUGGCCAAUUAUGUGGAUUCGGAGAUCUGA
Messenger RNA from Peniophora sp. CBMAI 1063, 1632 nucleotides. The record is from the annotation of a GenBank genome assembly. NCBI's taxonomy places the organism in Eukaryota, Fungi, Basidiomycota, Agaricomycetes, Russulales, Peniophoraceae.